Messenger RNA from Periophthalmus magnuspinnatus, 2456 nucleotides. It is a transcript of the gene necap1, whose product is annotated as NECAP endocytosis associated 1. The coding region runs from base 68 to 850 and encodes 260 amino acids. The record is from RefSeq and is a predicted model, not a curated record. Gene Ontology annotation, biological process: endocytosis. Lineage: Eukaryota; Metazoa; Chordata; Actinopteri; Gobiiformes; Gobiidae. Gene Ontology annotation, cellular component: clathrin vesicle coat; membrane. The transcript has 8 exons.
GUGAAACGCUGAAUCAAACCACCACAAUCACACUCCCACCACCCACUCCGAUAACAGCUGAUCCAAGAUGGCGACCGAAGGGGAAUACGAGUCGAUCCUGUGCGUAAAACCUGAAGUAAACGUGUACCGCAUCCCCCCGAGGGCUUCUAACCGCGCGUACAGGGCAGCUGACUGGAAACUGGAUGCGCCCGACUGGUCCGGACGGAUGAGAAUCACAGCUAAAGGCAAAGUGGCAUUUAUCAAACUGGAGGACAAAGUAUCAGGGGAACUGUUUGCCCAGGCCCCUGUGAAUGAGUAUCCGGGUAUCGCCGUGGAGACCGUCAGUGACUCCAGCCGCUACUUUGUCAUCAGGAUACAGGAUGACAAUGGCCGUAGUGCUUUUAUAGGAGUUGGUUUUGGAGACAGAGGAGACGCCUUUGACUUCAACGUGUCUCUUCAGGAUCAUUUCAAAUGGGUCAAACAGGAGACUGAACUCAGCAAAACAGCUCAGCUUGGAGACUCUGGACCCAAACUGGACUUAGGUUUUAAAGAGGGACAGACCAUCACGCUCAACAUAGGACAAGGCAAGAAAAGGGAUAAACCACGUCCUCAGGGUGCUGGAGGAUUUGGGCUCCUCCCACCGCCACCUGGAGGAAAGAUAGCCCCUCCCCCUUUGUCUGGAAUGUCCAAUCACAACACAGUACCCCAGACGGGAAGCCCAACCACAGGAUGCCUUCUGGACUUGGACAGCAGUAACUCAAACACAGUGGUUCAGUCUAGUCCUAGCUCAGAUCUAUGGGGCGAUUUCACCUCUACUACAAGCUCUGUACCUCCUCAACAACAGAAGCCUACAAACUGGAUCCAGUUUUGAGCUGUUUUCAUUCACGUCGUCUGCUGUAGCUUCCUGUGCAUCCCGCUGACUGUAAACCCCACACAACGCUGAGUAAACCUGAUGUUAUACAAAUACAAUAACUGCUGAAUUUUAUUGCAAAAUGUCUAGAUCAAAAAGUGGAGCACUUAUGUGUCAAAGCCAUUUAGUCUGUAGCCAUCUCUGAAGCUAAGGGCUAUGCAGUUUGUUGUGUCUCCAGUAGAUGGCGCUGGCAUCUCUGUAUUUGAUUUACGUUUGUAUCUGCAAAAGCUCCCUCUACUGGCAGUGUAGAGAAGCACAUUUUAAAACUAACUUCUGCAGCAAAUAUACAGCUUUAAAAGAAAAGAACAAAUACAUAAAACUUAAAACACAACAUAAUAUGAAAAUCAUCAUAAUGAUUCAGUUAUACGGUUAUACCUUUCACAUUUAUAUUGUUGCUUCUUGUGACCGUUGAUAGGCUGUUUGGUUAUCAGAAAAAAAAAAAAAUGAUUUGGUUGAAUAAUUUGAAUGCAAAAAGAAAUGAUAUGCAAUUUUACCCUGCAGUGUUUUAGUGACAGAAGGACGUUUACUCUAAGCCUGUCACGAUAAAUGUUGAAGUUCAAUAUAUUGCUGAAGUAAAUAGAUACGAUAAUUAUGAUACCAAAUACUGAAACCAGUUUAUGCCACUUUUAAAUGUGCAAUAUUGUUAAAAAAUAAUGAGCUGCAAUAAAUAAACAGCAGAAUGAAACAUUUUAGUUCUUAGUUUGCAUCUGUAAUGAGUCAUACAAGUUUUUUAUUCAACCUUUUACGGCUUAAAUAUUGCAGAAAAUAACCAAACAUUUCCCAGUAGCGCAAAGAAAAUGUUCACAUGAUAAAUACUGACCCCAAAAUAAUAUAGUUCCAUGUUUCAUAUACUGAACAAUGAGUGGAUAUAGUAAUUAUCAUGACAGGGCUAUUCUACUGUAACUCCACUAUAAAAAAAUAUGUAACAAACCCCAACUCAGUUUGCAUUGCCAUAAUCAUGUAUAACUGCUUGCAGAAUAAGUACUAAAUGAAGUAACUGUCUUUAGGUUUAAGGAUUGUACAAAAUGGAGAGAGCGCUUAACUGUCAGAAUGUGCAAUUAUGAAACUAUACAGGGUUUUACACAGGUGAAGUGUAAAAAAUCACAUGAAGUGACAGUACUAUUUUGUUUUCAUGCUUUAUUUGCUCACUAUAGUUGUUUUAAAAUGAAUGGCGCUGCAUUGAGAGAUUGUCAUAAUUUCUCAUCAUGAAUGUCUUAAGUAUGAGUUUGAAUAUUGUUCAAAUACGUGUGUUUAUGUAUAUACUUACUGUCACCAUUUUGAUUGUUUACAUUCAUUUGAACUGAAUUGUCAGACUUUUCUUUACUGUGAAUAUCUUCUAUUUUUUGCCUUUUUCUUAUGUUUUCUUGUGUCAAAGUGAACUAACAGAGUAUAUGUAUGUAAUAGUAUUGAGAGAGCAGACUGCUGGUGCACUGUGUAUUGUGUUUACAUGGCUUUUGUUGCUCAAAAAUGUUCAUUGUCUCGAAGUCUCUCAUUCCACGUCGGCUGUAACUGAAUUAUGAUUUGUGACCAAUUCAAAGAGUGUGGGGCAAUAAAUCAUUUUAAAGAA